CUGCGCGUGUCCAAUACGCGGAAGUUUCGGAAAAAAUUAAUGUCCAAGUAAUCGGCACCAGCCUUAUGGAGGGAUCGGCCGGGAGUGAAGCUUUUGAAUUUACUGGCGUAAGCGUAACUAGGAUAGAACAGGUGGCCGAGAGAAAAAGAGGCCACGUAGCGAAGAACGAGGUGCGUCAUUUGCAUAAUGCCCAGGACGCGUAAAUACGUACUGAACACUUUUACUACGGCUAGAACUGAAACAAUCCUGGGCCUGUACAGUUUGGUUACGUUGUUGGUUCAGAUUUACGCCUAAGUCAACUUUAGACACAGACCGUGAACUCAUCCAGCUGAUUUUUUUUGUUGCAGCUGCAUCAAUUGGGAGGUGUGACUAACUUGAUUUGCAUAGAGAUACUGUCGGUGACAAAUAAUAAUUAUGAUGGUUAAGGUUCAGAAUCAUAUCAGUUUGAUCACCAUAUGUUUGCUGUAUGCAUCCAGUCUUUUAUUUCACUUGGUUGCUACUGUUGAUGUUGUUGAACCAUCUCAUCUGGAAGACCUCAGUGACCCAUCACCAUCCUCCUGGCCAGGUCAUUUGAAGCCCCUUGGUUCAGAAGCUGUUCGACUCCCCAUCUCAGAAGUAAACAAGUUCCCCUCUCCAACCGAGUUUUUCCUGCAAUAUGUUUACCCUUCAUUGCCAGUUGUUUUCAGGCGGGGAGCCAGGAGAUCACCAGCAUUUGAGCAAUGGAGUGAUGAAUAUUUGAAAAGUUUGCCUGAGUCUCAAGAAAUGAUUGAUGUUGAAGUGAGGAAGAUUGAGAAUAGGAGCAUGCCCGCAAGAUGGAUGCCUUUUGCCGAGUUCCUGGAUCGAUACAAAAUCCAUGAUGAAUAUCUGGUCACAGGGGUGCCUGAUUUUCUGAAGAAAGAUGUUUUGGUUCCUCCUCCUUUACAUUGUGAUAACAUCACAGCAAGUUUUCUUGACACAGUGAUGUGGUUCAGCAGUGGUGGUACCAAAUCUGUUUUGCAUAAUGAUGAUGUUGAUAACAUCAACUGUUUGUUUAGUGGUCAGAAAGAAAUCCUGUUUAUCAACUAUACCAAAUACAGACAACAGAUUGUAUUUGAUCACCCUGAAGGUAGCUACUCUAGUGUUGAUGUUGAUCGAGUUGACUUCAACAAAUAUCCAGAAUUCAGGGAUAUUGAGUUCUUUGAGGCAAAAUUGGAAGCAGGCGAUUGCAUUUACAUUCCAUAUAAAUGGUAUCAUCAGGUGAACUCUAUCAAUCGUAACAUUGCAGUCAAUAUCUGGUGGAAUCACAAAGCUAACAUUAUUCCAACCUCUCAGACUUGUGGCGCCCCAGAUCCAAUGCUUUCAUUGGCAGAUGUCAAGUUCCUUUACCAUGAAUUGAUGGACAGUGAAGAAGAGGAGAUCACACACCCAGAACUUCUUUUCAUUGAAAGUCCGGUCCAGAGCUUGACAACAUUUAUGGAAGAAGCAGGAGAGGAAAUUCUGGUAGAGAGUCAGUUUCUGGAACUACUCGUUGAGAGGCUGCCAAUGUUGCAAGGGGGGAUUUGGAACGAGGAGGCUUUACAUAUCGGACAUAAGAUCUUUAAACAAUUGGAUGCAGAUGAAGAUGGAAAAAUAACAUCGCAAGACAUGGAAAAGUUACCCAUUGAGAAGGAGGAAGGGGGGCCAUUUGCACUCAGCAUCCAGGAGAAGCUGAUGAUGCUUAUUGAUGUUAUUGAUGAGGAGAUCAGUAAAGUGAAAGAGAAAAAGCUGCAGACAUUGUUGGAAAAGACAGCACAAAGUUAUGAUCUGUUGACAUCCCUGGAACGUCUUGAGCCAGCCAAGAUGGAGGAAAAAUCUCAAAUGGAUAAAGAUGAGCUUUAAAUUUUUCAUGUGUAGAUGUAUGGUAAAAAUUAGUCUGGGAACAACAUUAUGGGAAGCUUGCAAUGUUGAAGUCAGUUUAGCUGAACAUUUUGAUCAUUUAAAGCAGUGAUGUUUUGGGGGGGUCUUACAGUUCUGAUAUACCAGCUUUGAAUCUCAUCAGGUUUGCCUCCCAGGCUUGGUUUUUAUUUUCUGCCUUAGUCCUGCAGCUUUUGUGCAAGUAGCUUUCAUUUUAGGACAAGUUACUGUAAGUGCUUUGAAAAAGGUGUUGUUCGCAAAUGCUCUGUUCUUUUCUUAAAAGAAGUGAAAGCUGGUCACAGAUACUUUGAAGCUGAAAUAUUUUGUUAACUGAUAUAAUCUGAUAUUUCUAUUAUUAGGCUCACUGACAUCAGUAAUUACAGACCUAUUUCAGUUCUCCCACAUGUGUCUAAGAUUCUAAAUAGGACUGUAAAUAACCAACUUCGUGAUUUCCUUGAUCAGACAAGCUCACAACAUAAGCUCACCCUGUCAGCAAAACAAAGUUCAUGGUUUUUGGCACAGGUCAUCGUUUAUCUCAUGUUGGAGACAUUCACAUUACUUUAGACGGAGAGGCUAUUUAGUGUGUCAAUAGUUUUAAAUAUCUAGGGGUAAUGCUAGACAAGUCGCUAUCAUGAUCAGAUCAUAAUCAACUUUGUUGAGAAAAUCUUGAACAAAAUUGGUUUCUUUGUCAUUCUGCCAAACCUUGCCUCCCCUGCUUGGAUUUUUAAAAUGCUGAAGAGUGCCAGGUCCAGUUGUUCUAACAGCAAUCUUGAGAGACUUGUUAAACUGCAAAAUCUACUCGCUAGAUUAAUUCUUAAUGCACAUUAUGAAGUCUACAAGUGUGUUAGAAAAUUUAAUCCUUGGUACCUUAACUCUCGUUUGAACCUCCAACCCAUUCGUUUGGCAUCUGAUUGCUGUUAAAUGGCUCAAAUUGAGGCAAAUGCACAUUCCAAUAUCUAGGGACCUUGGGGUGGAACAAGUUGACUGCCUCAAGAAGGCAGGCGGAGUCCCUCUCUAAACUCAACAACUUUUAUGGUUGAAUUUUAUUUAACCUUAAUAUUGUCUUUAAUCUUUAAAUUUAAUCACUGUCACAGAUUUUUAAGUUUCAGAUUACGUUUAUUUAACCAAUUGUGUUUGAUUCCAUUCAAUUUUAGUUUUAUUUUUUAUUACAUAUACAUUUUAUAUUUUAUUUUUUGCUUUAUAUUUUACUCUA
Acanthaster planci (crown-of-thorns starfish) is the source of this 3085-nucleotide messenger RNA. RefSeq lists its product as uncharacterized. The record is from RefSeq and is a predicted model, not a curated record. NCBI's taxonomy places the organism in Eukaryota, Metazoa, Echinodermata, Asteroidea, Valvatida, Acanthasteridae.